Molecule: messenger RNA, 1668 nt
Organism: Eimeria maxima
Lineage: Eukaryota; Apicomplexa; Conoidasida; Eucoccidiorida; Eimeriidae
Product: CAF1 family ribonuclease domain containing protein, putative
Exons: 9
Coding region: 1-1668 (555 amino acids)
Cellular component (GO): cytoplasm
Molecular function (GO): RNA binding; 3'-5'-RNA exonuclease activity
Source: RefSeq, a predicted model, not a curated record
AUGGAGCAGCAGCAGGAGCAGCAGCCGCAGCUGCAGCAGCAGCAGCAGCAACCCCAACAGCAGCAACAACAGCAGCAGCAGCCCCAACAACAGCAACAACAGCAACAUCAACCGCAGCAGCAGCUGCUGCAGCAAGCCAUCGAAGACAUACACCGCGCCGAGUUUGUAGCUGUAGAUCUGGAGUUUACGGGUUUGCUAUUAGAGCAGCGCAGCAGGGCGGUGACGUUGGAUAAAUAUUAUGACGAAUGUUAUAAGGCGGUGCAGCAAUUCCUUGCACCACAAAUAGGGAUUUGUUGCGCAAGAAGGGAUGAGAAAAAUAAAAACAAAUGGAUCCUCCAACCCUACACAUUCGAUGCUCAUCCUCGUCGAGGACGGAGCAUAUUUUCUGUGGAUUUGAAGGCUUUGCGUUUCCUCCAAAGAAAUGGUUUUGACUUUAAUAAGUGGAUCGCCUCAGGCCUUGACUACGAGCGACUCUGCGAAGUGCAGCAGCAGCAGCACGAGAGAGAAGCCAUAGAGGCAAUGCAUCAGCAGAUACGGCAGCACCAGCAGCAGCAGCAGCAGAAGCAGCAGCAGCACCAGCUAGAUCUAAGUAGUCGUAAAAGGAAAUCCAGGGAUCCUGGCGACCAGGAAAAAUCAGGGACACCUGACAGCAGCAACAGCAGCAGCAGCAGCAGCAGCGAAGACGAGGCAAACACACAAGGGAGCAACAAAUCACAGCAUAAAGGAGCAGCAACAGCAGUAGCAGAAGCAGCACCAGCAGCAGCAGCAGCAACCGCUGCUGCUGCACCUAAGCCGUCCGUCGAUGGCCAGCAGCGUGUGUGGGCAGUGCCUGCAGCAGGUCCUGUGUGGGCAAAUUCCUUUUUAUGCAACAGCAGCAACAGCAGCAGCAGCAACAGCAGCAGCAGCAGCGCGGGUUUAUCGCAGCUAGCUGGUGCAUUAAUAGAGGCAGAAACACCAAUUGUGCUGCACAACGGUCUGUUAGAUUUGUUGCAUUUAAUUCAUAAAUUUGUUCAGGAUAUACCUACAUCUAUUCAUGGAUUUGCUAAAGAAAUAUCCAGACUCUUUACUGGCGGUGUCUUCGAUACAAAAUAUAUCGCCACCCAUCUUACGCCUUGCAACACCUUCGGCAGGACGGCUCUGCAUGCAUUAAGAAAUCAUAUGUUGGCAAUCCCUGAUCUAAAUUGUUGUUUUGUUGUUGAUGAUCAUCGCAAGUCUUCCUUUGAUUUCUCCUUUAAGGAAUUGAAUGUCCCUCAUGAGCUGCCUGACUCGCGGAGCCACGAGGCAGGGUUUGAUGCCCUGGCGACAGCACAGGAAGGAAAAGACGUCAUUGGUGUUGCUGGUGUACACCCUGGUUAUCUGCAGCUGCAGCAGUACCUCCAAGAGGAGGACAGCAGCAGCAGCAACGGCAGCAGCAGCAGCAACGGCAGCAGCAGCAGCAACGGCAGCAAUGAUACAGCUGGGGAGACGCAGGCAGCCAAACGAAGCAAAAAAGAGAAAAAUCUCAGCGCGUCUGCAGCAGGAGUCCCUGCUGCUGCAGUUGCGUCUGCUGCUGCUGCUGCUGCUCCAACUGCUGCUGCAGCAGAAGCAGCAACAGCAACAGCAGCAGUAGCAAAGGGACAAGAUUCGGAGCCGCGACGCACAGCGCGCGCUAACCGUAAACGGACGUGA